Molecule: messenger RNA, 14924 nt
Organism: Galleria mellonella (greater wax moth)
Lineage: Eukaryota; Metazoa; Arthropoda; Insecta; Lepidoptera; Pyralidae
Product: chromodomain-helicase-DNA-binding protein 7
Exons: 16
Coding region: 328-11769 (3813 amino acids)
Molecular function (GO): ATP-dependent chromatin remodeler activity; ATP binding; protein binding
Source: RefSeq, a predicted model, not a curated record
UACUUAGAAUUUGGGAAAGGAAACAAAAUGGACGGUGUGUGUAAUGGCGUUGUUACGAAUUUUUAACGCGGUGUGAAAAAUAUGCAUUUAUAAGACGAAUCUCGAAUAGUAUAUCAAUUAAAUAGUAUUAACUAUACGUACUCUUUUAAAGUCUGUCUAUUUAAUAACUUUAUUGCUUUAUCUUUUCUGAAGAAUUUGAAUCUAUUUCUUGAGUAUGGUGUCCAUUUUGUGAACAAUCUUGUGUGGCGUUUUCAGAUAAAAUGGACGCACUAAGUUAUUGUUGGACACUUCAACGCCAAAUAAUAUUAAUUCACUCUUAAUUGAGUGAUGGACUCAUAUAAUUUAUUUGGUGAUGAUGGAAGCGGUAUGUUGGAAGGACUUACUGAUCUUGGUGGAACAGACAGCUUUGCUGGUGGCUCAUCAUCUUCAGUAGCUGAUAACAAAGAAACUACAGAUAACAGUUAUAGGCCAACAUAUAACCAAGGCAGUGUGGCACAAGAAGGCUCGAUUCAGAAACUAGCCCCUUUUGGAGGAGGGAGUGCUGGUAGCAUAUCAAGUAAUGCUCAACCAGUGCCUCCACCAGGGGCUCCACCAGGUCCAGAGUACCAUGAUUAUGGCAACUAUCCUCCUCGCCCACGUUUACCUCAGCCGCCACAUGCGCCGCUACAUCCAUCGCAUCAUGUGCAUCCUUCACACUCAUAUCCUGGAUAUCAUCCUGGACCAGAUCCAAUGUACACCAUGCCUGAACAAACAGGUAUUGGGGAUAUGGGUGUAUGGUCUGGUGCGCCAGGAGCUAACAGAUAUGGUCCCAUCCCCGGCUACAGACAUACUUAUGAACACCAGCAAAAAAUCCAUCAGUAUACUCCACAACAGGCAUCUAAUAUAGGCGGUCUUCAGUCGCAGAAUGGAACAUAUUUACCACGACAGCCUCAUUUUUCCCAGCCUACAUCGCAGCAAAUUUAUGGGCAACAACAGAAUUAUCCUAAUUAUACACAAAUGCAUCCUCCAGCGGCAUCGCGAAUAGGCCAGCAUCCAACAUAUCAUCAACAAAUGGAUGUAAAUCCUCAUCAAUAUGGGAUGUCUCACGGGCAACAAAGUCACACUCCGUUGCCUCAACAUCAACCACAUCAAAAUAUGGCUAGCCAUGCAGGUGGCCUGGCUUCUGGAAUUCAAAACCAUCCUAAUGUUCAUCUUCAUCAUCCUAGUGCCGCUCCUCUUCACCAUGUGCCACGUCAACCUCCAGGUCCGCCUUCUUCUGUUGCUCCGUCACACCCUGUCCCUUCAAAUAUACCGUAUGCAUCGCCUCAUCAUUCCGUUCCAAUGAACUAUCAACCACAUCAAGUCCAACAUCCAUUGGACGUAAAUGUUACAAAUCAAUAUAAUCCAGUGAAACCUACAGGUAUAGACACUGGAAGUCCUCAAUAUCGUCCAGCGUUUCCACAAUUAUCUCCUCAAAUGUCACCACGGGCGCAAAUGUCACCACGACAGCAGCAACCUCCUCAAUUGUCACCUAGGCCUGUAAUGUCACCGGUAAAAGGACCUAGUGCAUCUCCUCACGCCUCUAGAAACAUAGUUCCGACGACAGCAACAACGGGUUCUUCUUCCACAGCUAGCUCAUUUACAACAGCUAGCUCAUUUACGUCUCAGAAUACCUUACAAGCUUUGGAACAAAUGGUUUUACCCACUGGUACCGAAUAUCCAUUUCAACGGAAUCCUUCACCAGCUGUCGGUCAUAUAGUUUCAACCCCCUCACAAUGGGGUCAAACUAAAAUGCCUACUUUAAGCAGUCUGACACAAAUGGAAAGCAGUGAUCAAUCUAACAAAUCUUCAGAGUCCAGUGCGUCUAUUCCACCUGGAUUGAAAUCUGACCUGGUGACUAAAAAUAUUCCAGUUCCCUGUCCGAAUGUAGAGAUUAAAAAUGUAGAAAAGACGGAAAUAGAACACGAUAGAUCGUCUGAUAAUUUAAGCACGCCAUCGCAUACGUUCAUGCAACCAACUAACAUGACUAAUAUCUCAAAGGAUAGUGUACCAGAAAAUUCUUUAACUAAUAUAUCAAAUAAUUUAAAUUCUUGUAUUCCUAAUGAAGAACCGGAUAGACUUGAUAAAUUGCCACCUUCAAAUUUGAUAAGAGAAACAAAUACCGAAACAACAGAGGAAGAAAAAGUAGAUAAUAAUUCUGAUAUUCCUGAAAAAACUGAUCAAAGACAGGAAAUUAAACAACAUACAACUGAGGUAACGAGUAAACAAAGCAUCGAAACUUCAAUAAAUCAAGGAAUAUCAGUGCCGCCAUCGUCAGUGAAGAAUAUAGGUAAUCCUGCUAGUGAGCAUUCUCAAUUAAAUGUACCACAUCAAAUGAAUUUAUCAAUACAUUCUGCAACUAAUACUCCGGGUCCUGCAAAUCAGUAUGACAAUAUGACAAAUUUAAAUGUCAAUAGAAAUCAAGGAUAUGCAGGCAAUAAUAUACAAAGUAUUCAAACUAAUUUACCGAAUAUGUUGCCAUCAAAUGUUCCGUCAAAUUUGUCGUCUAAUACAAAUACAAAUUCUGUUCCUUCGACUUUUCCCAGUGGACAAACCCCUACGACUCAGUCUGUACCUAACGGACAACAAAAUCAUACCAUUCAGCACGGUAAUUUAUCAAAUCCCGUGUCUUCUAGUAUACCAGUUCACAAUCAACAGGGUAAUUUAAAUUGUAUACCAUCGUCCAUGCCUACUAUGCAGACAAAUAUUCAACCACAAACAAUACCUAAUGUACCGAGUAAUAUGCCAAUUGCUCCACCAAAUACUUCUACAAAUGUACCUAAUGUUCCAGUAGGGCUACCUAUGAAUGUUCCUAGCAUACAUUCGAAUAUGGGACCUUCGAUGCAGGCAAUGCCAAGUAUACCCCAUAACCUGCCUCAUAAUCCAAAUAUUAUAAUUAUGGGAACAAAUACGAUGACUCACUCCAACAUGCCUGGUAUGUAUCCCACCUCACAUCAUCAAGAAAGAUUGUCUUUACAACAACAGAUUCAAGAAAUUUAUUGUUUGCCGCCAUCUAAUGAAAACCAGGAAAAAGUUCGAUGUUUACAAGAAAGGUUAGCUUUAUUACAACAACAUGAAACAAAUGAUAAGUGUAAUGGUGGUCCUAAUUGCCUGUUGCAAAAUCCUCUUUAUGGUUCAAAAAUGGUUGAGAGUCCACAGGUAACUAGUACAACAGGACGUGGGAGAGGUAAGGGUCCUGCAAAACCAAGAAAACCUAGAGUAAAAAAAGAAAAAAACGUAAAUACUGCACCUCUUGAUCAAUUGCCUGUUUCUGAAGAUUGUGUAACAGCCGGUACAGGACUUCAAGGCAAUUCAGAGCUUGAUAUGGAAUUAAAUGAAGAAAUGACAAAUCUUGAUAGUAGUGCAUUAUCAAUUAACGCUCUUAGUACCGGAAAAGCUAAAAAACCAAGAGGUCCUCGAAAAAAUAAAGAAAGAAAACCUAGAACACCAAAAGAACCCAAGGUCACUAAACAAACUGAAGAUAAACCAGUGAAACAACGCAAAAAACGAGAACCUAAAGAUCCUAACGCUCCGAAACGGAGGCGAAAUUUGAAAAAGGAUGCAGCUGAAAUUUUGGCAGAUACAACAACAAGUUAUGAUUUAUUAGAAAAAAGUAAUAUUGAAAAUAAUUCGAGUGAAAUCUCUAUAAACAAAAAUAACUCUGAUAUAAAAACUAGCACCUCUUCUGAAUUACCUGGUUUAGAUGAAUCGAAUGUUACGGAUUUUGACGACAUUCCUGUUUCUAAAAUUGCAAUCAAGGAUUUAUUAGAAGAAGCAGAGGCAAAACGGGAAUGCGACAAAGAUGAUGAUGCCGAUUCUAUAAAUCAAAAGAAACGUACAUCAAAAAAACGAGCCUCAUCAGGUGGUAGCUGUAAGAAAAUGUCAGUAAAGAAAACACCUGGUGGUCGUAAAAAGAAACGUGGCGGAAUAAUCCCAGAUUCUGAUGGUGAACCAGAUGAUAUGAUGUCUACACCGCCACCAUCUCCACCGCCUGAAGGGGACGACAGUUUAAAAAGACGUUCAGCUCGAAAUACGCAACGUAAAAAAUAUACCGAUGAUGUUAUGUUACGACUAUCAGACGAUGAAUUUGCAAUUACGACUCCUAAAAUCGAAAAAGAUUGUAAGCCAGAAGAAUCGAGUGCUGAAACCAAAGAAAGUGUUAGGCUUGAAGGCACGCCUAAACCUAACUAUAUUUAUGUGAAUACUACUGAAGAAGAUUCUAUGAUAGUUCAACAUGUGUUAGCAUGUCGAAUGGGAAAACGAGAAUUGAAAAAUGAACCUAGCAACGAUGUCAUACCAAAAAGUGAAAAAGAGGAGAUUAAUGAAGGCGAAAAAUCUCCGUCCUCUACUCAGCUCUUAGACAUUGUUAAGGAUAACAAUGAAUUGCCUUUAAAAGAAACCUCCAAAUUAUCGGAGUCAAAAGAGAAAGUUGAUUCGGAAUUUUUAGACGAAACAACAAAACAACCGAGUCUUAAGUCAAAUGAUGCUAUGGAUAAAGAAAAUAUAGAGACGAAGAAUAAGAAACCUAUUAUGGUUGAUGUUGAAGAAUAUUUCGUGAAAUAUAGAAAUUUUUCCUAUUUACACUGUGAAUGGAAAACCGAAGAAGAAUUGUAUAAAGGAGACAAACGAAUAUUCUCGAAGAUAAAACGUUUUAAACAAAAACAAGCUCAACAAAUGAAUAUAUUUGAACUUUUGGAUGACGAACCAUUUAAUCCAGACUAUGUUGAAGUCGAAAGAAUUCUAGACAUGUCAGAAAAUCAAGAUCCGGCCAAUAAUACAGUGGUUAAACAUUAUUUAGUGAAAUGGAAAAGUUUACAAUAUGAAGAUAGUACGUGGGAGUUGGAAGAAGAUAUAGAUGUUGAUAAGAUAAAACAAUAUAAAGUGUUUAGUGAAAUUCCAUCCAAGGAGAAAUGGAAAUUUAAGAAAAGGCCAUCUGCAGAUCAUUGGGUUCAACUUAAAGAAUCGCCUUUAUAUAAAGGAGGUAAUACACUAAGGCCGUAUCAAUUAGAAGGGCUUAAUUGGUUGUUGUUUUCAUGGCAUAACAAUCGCAAUUGUAUUUUAGCUGAUGAAAUGGGACUUGGUAAAACUAUACAAAGUUUAACAUUUGUCAAUUCUGUCUGGGAGUAUGGCAUCAGAGGUCCCUUUCUUAUUAUAGCUCCAUUGUCAACCAUACCGAAUUGGCAAAGGGAAUUUGAAGCAUGGACAGAAAUGAAUGUUGUUGUGUAUCAUGGUUCACAACAAAGUAAAAGUAUGUUACAAGAAUAUGAAUUUUAUUACAAAAAUGAAGAUGGGGAACCAAUUAAAGAUAUUACCAAGUUCAAUGUAUUGAUAACAACGUUUGAAAUAAUUGUCACUGAUUUCCAAGAGCUUAAGUCAUUUAACUGGCGUAUUUGUGUCAUAGAUGAGGCUCAUAGACUGAAGAAUCGUAAUUGUAAAUUACUAGAAGGAUUAAGGCAGCUCCACUUAGAGCAUAGAGUUUUGUUAUCUGGUACACCUUUACAAAAUAAUGUUAACGAAUUAUUUUCAUUGCUUAACUUUUUGGAACCAUCUCAAUUUUCUAGUAGUGAUGCUUUCUUAAAUGAGUUUGGCCAAUUGAAAACUGAAUCUGAAGUGUUAAAGUUACAAGCGUUAUUGAAGCCAAUGAUGUUGAGGAGAUUAAAAGAAGAUGUUGAGAAAACUUUAGCACCUAAAGAGGAAACUAUAAUUGAAGUUGAAUUAACCAAUAUCCAAAAAAAAUAUUAUAGAGCAAUACUGGAAAGAAAUUUCAGUUUCUUGCAAAAAGGAACUGCGUCUGCUGCAAAUAUUCCAAAUUUAAUGAAUACUAUGAUGGAGCUUAGAAAAUGUUGUAUUCAUCCAUAUUUGCUAAAUGGUGCUGAAGACCAGAUUCAGUUUGAUUAUAAGCAAACUUACGGAGAAGAUAAAGAAGCCUAUUACAAAGCACUCAUACAAUCUUCAGGUAAAAUGGUUUUAGUUGACAAAUUACUACCUAAGUUAAAAGCAGGUGGUCAUCGCGUUUUAAUAUUUAGCCAAAUGGUUAGAUGUCUCGAUAUAUUAGAAGAUUAUUUAUUGUAUAGAAAGUACCCAUUUGAAAGGAUUGACGGUCGAAUUAGAGGUAAUCUUAGGCAAGAAGCUAUCGAUAGAUUCUCUAAACCAGAUUCAGAUAGAUUUGUGUUUUUAUUAUGUACUAAAGCUGGUGGUUUAGGGAUAAAUCUAACUGCCGCGGAUACAGUCAUAAUAUAUGAUAGUGACUGGAAUCCACAAAAUGAUUUACAAGCUCAAGCUCGUUGCCACCGCAUAGGUCAGCAGAAAAUGGUAAAAAUUUAUAGAUUAAUAUGCCGUAACACGUAUGAAAGAGAAAUGUUUGAUAAGGCAUCUUUGAAGCUGGGCCUUGACAAAGCAAUAUUGCAAAGUAUGAAUACAACACAGGGAAAAGAGACAGGGCUUAAACAAUUAUCAAAAAAAGAAAUUGAAGAUUUGUUAAAAAAGGGCGCAUAUGGAGCUGUAAUGGAUGAGGACAAUGCUGGUGACAAAUUUUGCGAAGAAGAUAUAGAAAUGAUUCUGGCUCGUAGGACUCAAGUUAUUCAAAUGGAAUCAGAGAAAGGUUCUACAUUUUCAAAAGCCAGUUUCGCAGCUACUGAUCAGAGGUCAGAUAUAGAUAUAAGAGAUCCCGAUUUUUGGAACAAGUGGGCUAAAAAAGCUGAAAUAGACACGACAGAGAAAAAAGAAGAUGAAGAUUUGAUAGUUACUGAACCUAGAAAACGAACUGUUAUUAAAAGAUAUGGUCAUGAUGACGGACCAAUGGAAAUGUCAGAUAUGGAGGUGACACCAGAUUCUGACGAAGAUGAAGAAGGUAUAAGUUUGCGAAGUAAACGUAAAAAAGACAAGUUUGGCAGGAAAGGUAGAAGAUAUGCAAGUGAUGACUAUAUUCCGCGACACGAAGGCGUUUUUGUCGAUGAAGAAGUUGUAUAUGGAUCCUGGACUAGAUCAGAAUGCUUUAAAAUAGAAAGAGGACUACUUACCUUUGGUUGGGCGAGAUGGGAAGAAAUUAUAGAUAAAAAUCAGUUUAGAAAGGGAUGGACACUGCCUGUUAUUGAAGAUUGUGCUCGCAUUAUAGUACUUUAUUGUUUACGUCAUUACAAAGGUGAUGAGAAAAUUAGAAAUUUUAUAUGGGAUUUAAUUGAACCCUGUGAAAAUGGCGAGGUAACUAUUUCAAGAAAUCACAGUGGAUUACAUAACCCAGUACCCAGGGGAAGAAACGCUAAAAAAAAGAAUAAGCCGAAAGAUACGCCUAAACUCAAUGAUACUCAAAAAUGGGAAGAUCCAAGCCAUUGGAGUUCGACUGAAAAAUACGAUUGUGAGGCUUAUUUAGAAAGUAGCUAUAAAAAGCAUUUAUUCAGGCACGCAAAUAAGGUUCUACUGCGAGUGCGUAUGAUGUAUUAUAUCAAGCAUGAAGUAAUAGGAGACUAUGCAACACAAAUAGAGAAUGGAAUACAUGCGAGCUCUUUAGGAAUGCGCGUACCUAGAGGAGUAGAUAGUACCCCACCUAGGUUAUGGUGGGAUACAGAAUGCGACGUGUCUUUGUUAGUGGGCACCUACAUACACGGUUAUGAGAACUAUUUGGCAAUGCGUUCAGAUCCCCAGCUGUGCUUCGUUGAUAAGCUGGGUCCACCUGACGAUGCUGAAUGUACAGAUAUAAAAAGUGAAGAAAGGAAAGUUAGAGGCAGUGUUGUAGGAGAUGAAGACUGCACGGACGACGUGUCGAGUGGAGCGGGCGCCACGUCGCCUACCGCCUCGCCGCGGCCAGAUGACGAUAGCACGCAGGGCAGCGGCGGCGGCCAUCUCUGGCCCUCUAUGCAGGACUUGAACACGAGACUGCGCCGGCUCAUUACAGCAUACCAGCGGAAUUAUAAACGAGAAGAACUCAAGUUACAGCAGCGGGCUAAGAUGGAGCGACGAGAGCGCAUGGAUCAGCUUGCAAGAGAUGAGAUCGCACAGUGGCGCUGGACCCGAGCUGAUGAAGAAGCAUUCAGACGCACAGUUGCUUCAUAUGGAGUAGAGUUUGAUCCAGCAACCAAAAGUCUCAGAUGGAGUCGAUUUAGAACAUUGGCACGAUUAGACUCAAAAAGUGAUGAUGCUUUAACUGAUUACCUCAAGGCGUUUAUGGCUAUGUGUAAACGUCAGUGUGGACUCUCUGUAGGUGAAGCUGAACUACCAACCAGGGCAGAUUUAAAAGCUGAGCCUAUUGGUGAAGAAAGAGCAAUCGCAACAUUAGAAAGAAUUGAUUUAUUACGUGUUUUACGCGAAGAGGUAGCGCCACAUCCAGCGUUAGACACUCGAUUAGCCCUCUGCGAACGUUCACCUGAUACACCACCUUGGUGGGCACCUGCCCGCCAUGAUAAGUUGCUGGUCUUAGGAGUUUGCAAGCAUGGCUUAGGAGAUACAUUCAACAAGUUAUUUUGUGACCCAAAAAUGCCAUUUGCGGAUUGCGCUAAUAAAUGGUAUACAACACAUCGAGGAAGCGGAAAACUUGAGUCCCAAAAUAUUCCUUCCGAAGACGAGGAGAGGAAUAAUACAGAGGAGUCUACAUACGAGACACGAACAUCUCUUCGACGUAGCAAACGUACAUCAAAUGCCUGCGAACGCGACAACGACGAUGAUACCGACGCUCUCUCGGAGCUGGAGAACCUAGCAAAACUCGGAAGGAUCGAAGGCUCUCUGACCCCUGAACACUGGUUUACAGAGCGAGCUCUCGAGACGAGACUCCAUCACAUUGCCCACGCAGUGCAAAAUCGCGAGUGGCCGGGAGCGCCACCAGUACCGAAAAGCAGUGAAGGCGGAGCUCGCGUCGGGCAAGCUGAUCAACUAGAGGAGCGCAAACACAGUCAAAAGCGCCAUAUAGCCAUUGACGUGGAAACAGAUCGCGCCAAACUACACGCUCUACUGUCUUCUCCAGCCGCCGCCCACUCGGCGUCUUCGGCACACAUGCGUGCUGAACGCGUGGAGCGCGAUGAUGCAUCGAGCGACUCAAGUUCGCGGCGGUCUACGCCUGCGCCGCCACCGGCACAUCAGCGAGUGGCACCGUCGCCCGCACCAGGCGCUACUGCCGGUACUACUGGGCCGGCCGCGUCGCCAGGAAGCUCUGCGCCCGUCGACUUGUCGGCGCCGCUUGACCUCAGCGAAGUUCAUGACUUCUCGAUGGGUCGUCGUACUCCGCAGACGACUGAUGGCGUCGCUUCCGCUCCUUCCGCCGCUUCUGCUACUUCAGUAUCAUGCGCUUCCCCAGUCACACCUACUAGAAGCAAGUUAGACGAUACUCUCUCUAGACUGAUGAAAAGAAAAAAUGUGCCUGCACCAGAGCAGAUAGUUGGUAAAGAGAAGAAAAGAAAAAAACUGGAUGAGAUUGUUUUGGGCUUGUCCGUCGCGAAAGGUCGAAGUCCAACUCCUGCAUUUUCAUCAGAUCCUCCUCGCAGCAGGAACACGUCAAUUCUUCCUGACGUUACUGUUACUCCUGCAGCUCCACCGACCUCUUCAGCAGGUUUGCCUAUACAGAAACCUUUUUCAGUAACUGUCACAAAUGUCCCAUCGCCUCAAGCGACGUCCAAAGAAUUAUCUUCCUUUUUGCAACAAUCCCUAGAACAGACUAUUAAAGGACAAAAGAGCACUUCUACCACUGUACCAAUGAAACCUUAUUCUCAUGAGGCUAAAGUAAAUAAAUGGUUAGCAGAACAAGCCAGUGUAGAAACCCGCCGCCGUGGAUUAACACCUCGACUUACACCUGAUGAACAUGUACCCGUAGUUCAUCGAGUUACUGGAAAACGUAUAGUUGGACAUAAAGCACCUCAGUUGAAGCAUUUGGCACAAUGGAUAGCUGAGAAUCCGAUGUACGAUAUUGACUCUAAGUGGACUGAAGGUAUAAAAGAACAUGUUAAAUUACCUCAAGAUGUACGUAGCCAAAGACAUUCACCAAUGCAGUCAACAAGUACUGCCACUGAACGUAAAAAGGGUCGACCUCCGACUCUUGAUGCCUCAUCGGCUAAUGUAUUAUCUUCAAAUGCCCCUCACAUGAACCAAAAUAUGAGUGCUUUAAACCCAGCUCUUUUGGCAAGUUUGUCUAGUUUGAGUGCAUUCGAUCCAAAAACACUGGCAGCAACACUUUCUAAUUUAACAGGAUUUGACCCAAAAUUGCUAAAUACUUUUGAUCCGAAAUUAUUAUCUAGUUUAAGUAGUUUUGACGCUAAGAAUAAUCCAUUAUUAAAUACAUUUGGGAGUAUGCCUAACUUAUUAGGCAAUAUUGCAGGAAGUAAUAUCUUUGCUAAUUUAGCUGGCUUAGGACUACCCGGAUUUUCUUCGCUUGAUAUAAAUAGCUUGAGUGGAACAGGUAAUUCAGGAGAAAAAUCAAAACAAAGAAAACCAUCAGAAGGAGCUAGUACUUCUGGCUCAAAAUCUACUAAUUCUCAAUUUCCUUUUGUAUUCCCAAACCCUAAUAUGCUAUAUCCUCAGCUAGGUCUGGGUGGAUUAAAUCCAUUUGGUAUGCAUUCAGGCAUGUCAUCAGCCUAUGAUGCUUUGGGACUACUUGGCAACAAUUUGGCAGCAAGUUCCAGUUCGGCGCCAUUACACAGUUCUAGCCAUACAUCUACACGUAGUGUUACAAAAACCACUACUCCCAGGCCAUCAACAGUUGUUACAAGUUCAUCCACAUCUCGGCAACAGAAAGUAUCUGAUCGCCAACAGUCAAGUCAACUUCCUCAGAUUCUUUUACCUCCAGACCCUUACCUACUAGAAUCCCUUUCUAAACAAUCUUUAAAUUAUGAGUCUAUUUUAAGAGGAGAAAAAAGAGUUCGUGAUAGUGAUAGUCAUGAAUCAGCUGCUACAGAUCUAUCUAAAACAGAUAAAAAAAAAUUACCGUUUGAUACAUUGCGUUCACAAGUACCUCCCGAAUUCGCUGCUGUGCAGGAGAAACUCCUAAAAGGUGAUAAAAAGGAUAUUGAUAUAAGUAAAAUGUUAUUGGAGCAAAUGGCUUCUGGAGCACUAAGUGCUAGUCUUGUCAGUUCAGCUGAAGCUAAAAAAGCUAAAGAUAAUGAAAAAGAUGCAUAUGAGAAAUUAAGCAAAAGCUCAUCUGAAUAUAUAGCUAGAACAUUAGCAUCUGAUGAUAAUUCCUCGAAUGUAUCAUUAACACUUAAAAGAACACAUGAUGAAAUGAACUGCGAACCUGAAAACUUAGCACUCCAGGCAAAUGAAGUAAUUUCAUCUAAAAAACUCAAAGAGUCACUUGUUGAAACUAAUACAAGUAUAGACAAACAACCAGAUACAAAUACAGGAGAAAUGGAUUUAGAAGACUUAAUAGCACCAUCCACUGUUAUUAAAACUGGUAUGAAAGCUAGUGAUUUUGAAAACAGUAUCCAAAAGGUAACACCUACAGAUAACAUACCAUGUUCUACACCAUCUAAUUUAGAAAAAGAUGAACAUGUACAACCUAAAUUGAAUAGUCCAUACCGUGAUUCAAAUAUACAUACUGGUAAUGAACAUAUUCCAGUUAAUGAGGGUACUAGUUCAGAUAUUGAUAGUAAAGACAAUAGCGCCAUUGUUGAUGAAUCUACUAACAUUAUAGAAGUACCAUCAAAUGACAUUGGACGUAGAGGGACCAAAAAGAAAACUCGUAAAUCCUCUGAAGAAGCUGCAACGUGUCCGCGUCGUGAGUUGAGAUCGAGUGCUGGACGUCAGUCGACCGAAAAUAUAUCCUCUAAUCAUUAAUAUUUUCUAUAAUUAGCAUCUACUACAUAAAUAAGAAUACUAAACCGUGAAUUUACAUUUUACUUUAAAGAAAUAUUCUAUAUAUUAUUUAAAAGUCAGCUGGCUGCAUGUUAAAUUGAAAUAAAUUCAUAAAUAUCAUUUAUUAAUGAAAUUGUUAAUAAUAAUAAUUUGCUUCAUUUUUAUUAGUAGGAAUUUAAUGAAUCUACUAUGUUAUUAUUUCCAACGGCUGUUUCUACUUUAACCAAAAGUCUUCAGGGUGAAGUUUAUUAGAUUCCCAACAAUCAAUUAUACAUUAAAUAGAUAGAUUUUAGACGUUUUUAGAUUUUACGGGAUAUUAAAUAAAACGGCAAAUUCAAUUACUGUAAUAUAAGGUUUUUAUUUCAACAAUUAUUUUUAUAUUAUUGUAAACACAUUUGUGUGUUUAACUAAUUACCUUGUUACAUCAAACUAAAUUGUGGAUUGAUUUUAUAGUCUAAGAAUUCUGUAUUUCCGUAUUAUGUGAAUGUGGUAUAAGUUGUAAAAUAAGGAGCAAUUGACAAUCCUUUAAGUGUUAGUUGAUUUUAUUAUGGGAACAAACACUUAAUGAACUAAUACUACUAGUAUUUUGUUUUCCAAUUAUUAAACUGGAAUAAAAUUUUGGAUUUGCGCCCAGUUUAUUGUUUUUGGUAGUAUAAAGCAUAUUGCAAUAUUAUAUCACACUAUGUAAUGCAAGUAUUGAUUGUUCAGUUGGAUUUAUAUGACAAAUAUUGCGGUGGCUAUAUCGCCUAUUCUAUUUAUCUAUUUUUAUCCUAUUUUUGUUUUUAAAUUUAAAAUUUUUGCUUACUGCAUAACUCAUUAUACAACAAUUGUUUACAGUAUUUUAAACUUGCUAUACUUAGAAAAAUUAAAAAUCAAGUUCUAUAAAAAAUGCCAAUGUAAACGAAGCGCUAGAAGUACAGCAACUACUAGCUUAACAAAGCCAAGCGGACAAUAGAUACUAAACCUUUUUAGGUUAUAAUAUAAUUAAUAUCGUGGUUCAUAUGUUUGCUAAGUAAGCUAAACAUAAUGUAUAAGAAUACUUUUCAUUUUGCUUAGAAAAUUUUAUAUAUUAUAUUUGAAUCUAAUGUAAUAAUAAUAGAAAAUUGAAUUACUUAUAUCUCUGUGUUAAUUGUAAUUUUAUUUAUACUUUUUGAAAACAAAAAUGUUUGUAAAGGAUCAAGUUUUAUAUAUUAAUAAUAAACUCUCCAAAUCAUAUCUUGGGUGGCAAGAUACAUAUAAUCUGUUUUUCUAUAGUUGGCAUAAUUAAUAAACAAUCUUGGCACAUCAAAAUAACUAUAAAUUAAACAAAUAGCAAAAUUAAAUAUGUUUUGUAUAAAUCUUUAUGUAUAAAAAUCCUAUAUCAUGAUAUUCAUUCAUUCUAAUUUCCGAAACCGUUAAAAUUUUUUAAUGAAAUUUGUAAAUGUGUAUUGUUUGCUCCAACUUGAUAGAUGGGAUAUUUCUUAUUCCUAUAGAUCUGAUAGGUAACAACAUUUGCCGUAAACUAGUUAAUUACUCCGUAUGCGUGGAAUUUAAAAGUAGGAACACCAAUGAAAUAAAUAUAUUCUAGAAGAUUAUAUCACAUCAGUAUCAAGAUCAUAUGGACUCAUAUAAAAUUAAAACAUACACCAGAUCUUGUUUUUUACCUUUAUGAACACCACCUUGAAAACUAUCCAAUUUGUUACAGGAAUUUUCACAUAUUAUCUAUUAUCUUGUGUUUUUUCUUAAUAUUAUUUGAUUUCAUUGUUUAUUAAUACACUGAGAAAAAAAAAACAGAUUAUAUAUAUUUUUUACAAUAGAAAAUAACAUUUAUUGCAAUACCUUAAAUACUUGUAAAGUUCGGCGAUUUUUAACAAUAUUUUUAGUUUCAAUAAUAUAUAAAGAUAACCUUGACGCAAAAUUUCAAACUGAUUACCCACCUUACUUGACACAAAUCAUAUUUGCUUUGCAUAAUUCGCAGAGUUUCAACUGAUUUUUACUACCUAUAUCUGUUUAUACUUGCACUAUAAAAUUUAUGUUGUUUAUUUAUCCAGUCGAGAAACGGGUUCUACUAUCUAAAAUGUUCCGAACGCAGCGGUAGAAUCAUGACAAUGACGAUUUAAAAGAUCUUAAAAAUCACAUUGACCUUACUUGUGGAUAGAGACGUAUGUACACAAAGAAUUUGUAAUCUAUUAAACUCUAUAUCCUCAUAAAUUGACAAUUGUACUCGUGGACAUAAUGUAUCUGCAUCGUUUGUGAUGGCAACUCUUACUCUUACUACUACUUAUGGAUUGAUACCUGCUGCAGAUUUUCACCAUCGUACAACCCGCCAUAAACUAAAAUUUCAUCCCAACCAUCUGGACGAGUGGCGGUCCUCCACCGUGCGUUUUUCAAGGCACUUUCUUCCACGCACAACCACUCUUUGGAAUCAACUUCCAGCAGCAGUAUUUCCGAACCGAUACGACAACAUAACCUUCAAGAAAAGAGCAUAUUCCUUUUUAAAAGGCCGGCAGCACACCUGCAAUGCCGUAGGUGUUGUGGGUGACCAUGGGCGGCGGUAGUCACUUACCAUCAGGUGAGCCGCAUGCUCGUUUGCCCCCUGUGUUGUAAAAAAAAAAAAAAAAAACUAAUCGCUUGAGGAACUUUCUGCUCUGCUCCAGAUUUAUCAAUGGAUAUAAUAACACCUUAGUCUCCUCUCAAAAAAAAAUUCUCAAUAAUUUCGUGACGAGACUAAGUGUGUAAAAAAUUAUUAUCAUUAAAUCAUUGUAUAUUAAUCAUACUAUAAUGUACUAUUAUGAAGUUUAUUUCUGUGGAUCGAGAUUUAAAGAGCGUGUUACGGAGAUCUCUUGUAAAUGCUGAUGUGGUGUGUUAGAUUUACUCUUUAAGUAGAUAUUGGCUGGCUACUAUUUAGAAAUAAAUUUUACAAAAGUAAUAAAUUAUACUUGCAAAUACUGACCUGAAAACGAUCGUCAAGUUUUUUUUUUAGAUUUAUUGUUAGUUACAUUUUUAAGUUUUUAAUUUACUUUAAGAGAUAAUUAAGUCAUACACUGAAUGUGAUAAAAUUAUUUAUUACAUGUAUUCUUAUUAUUUUGCAUUGCUCUAUUGAUACAUUGUAUUAUAGAUAAUUAUGUGACAAAUCGUAAAUAAAUAUGGAACUGAUA